Molecule: messenger RNA, 2412 nt
Organism: Mercurialis annua (annual mercury)
Lineage: Eukaryota; Viridiplantae; Streptophyta; Magnoliopsida; Malpighiales; Euphorbiaceae
Exons: 1
Coding region: 1-2412 (803 amino acids)
Source: RefSeq, a predicted model, not a curated record
AUGACAGAAGAUGAAGUUUGGCUGCGCUUAUUCCCAUUUUCUCUGAGGGAUAAAGCGAAAAUUUGGAUUCACGCUCUGCCUAGAGUUGGCAUUAACAGAUGGCCAGAUUUGGCCAAGGCAUUCCUGAACAAGUACUUUCCCAUGGCGAAGACCGCAAAGCUGACUAGAGAUAUCAUGCUUUAUCAGCAAUUGGAUGGAGAAUCAGUGAGUGACGCAUGGGAGCGGUACAAGGAAUUGCAGAGAAAAGUUCCUCAUCAUCAUAUUACCAGAGAGAAUUUGAUCCAAAAUUUCUAUAAUGGGUCAAAUGAUCAGACCAGGAGCAUCAUUGAUACAGCCGCAGGAGGGUCAUUGAUGAGGAAGACCACUGAUGCAGCAUUUGAGCUGUUAGACGAGUUGGCAGUGAACAGCUGUUCUUGGCCAACUGAGAGGGCGAAAGCACCUGCUCAGAGAGGAGUGAUGGCAGUUUCUACUGACCCAGUAGUGGAGACGGUCAAGUCACUACUACAGGAUUUUCUCACAAAACAAGUUGUAGCACCCAACACUCAUAAUGUUGCUGCAAUUCAGAGCAACUGCGAGGUUUGUGGAGAUCCUAGCCAUAUGGCGAAUGAGUGCUAUGUGAUGUCGCAGCAGUUCAACGAGCAAGUCAACUAUGUGGGAGGACAGAGACCAGGAAAUAAUCCAUAUGCUGCUACUUACAAUCCAGGGUGGAGAAAUCACCCAAAUUUCUCAUGGAAGGAUAAUGGAAAUCAGACCCACAAUCAGGCAGGUCCUAGUUUUCAAGGAGAACAAAGACCACAGCAGAAUCAGGGUAACUUCCAAAAUCAAGGCAGCUUUUACCAUCAGAACAAUAUGCCACAGCAUCCACCUGGUUUCCAGCAGAACGAACAUGGAGAGUCUCUGCACAACAAAAUUGAUAAGAUGAUGGAGUUGAUCCUAAAGAAGGACGCAGAGACUCAACAAGCACUUAAGAAUCAUGCUGCUACUAUUCACAAUCAAGAAUUGCAAAUACAGCAGAUGGCUAAAGCACUCCAAAACCGAAAUCAAGGUGGUUUACCGUCCACUACUGAGGCAAAUCCAAGAGAGCAAGUCAAGGCGAUAACACUAAGGAGUUCAAAAGUAUUGCCUAAAGCUCAUGCAGAGAAGGUUAUAUUAGAGGCAGAAAAGGAGCAGUGUAAGGAAAAGGAACCUGAAAAGGUAGUCACUAAACCUACUCCACUACCUCCAUAUGUACCCAAAAUACCAUUCCCUCAGCGAUUGAAGAAGCCACAAGACACUUGGAAGUUUCAUCAGUUUUUAGAUACUUUCAAGAAGCUGCAAAUCAACGUCAGUUUGGCUGACGCAUUACGAGAAAUGCCGCAUUAUGCCAAGUUUUUGAAGGACAUCCUCAUGAACAAGAGGAGCUGGGAUGAGAAUACGGCUCCAUUUACUGAAAAUUGCAGCUCCAUUAGCUUGAGCAAAUUACCAACAAAGCUCGAAGAUCCAGGGAGUUUUACUAUUCCUUGUACUAUUGGUAAUUUGCAAACUAUUAACUGUCUUUGUGAUUUGGGUGCCAGUAUAAAUUUAAUGCCUCUAUCUUUGUUUAGGCAACUACUUGGUGACCAACAGGUUAAGACCACCCCAAUGAUGCUGCAGUUGGCUGACCAUUCGGUCAAGAAGCCAUAUGGGAUCGUGGAAAACGUAUUAGUUAAGGUCGACAAAUUCAUAUUUCCAGUGGAUUUUGUCGUCCUUGACUAUGAGAUUGACAAAGAGUGCCCAUUGAUCCUUGGACGCCCAUUUAUGAACACAAGCAGAGCACUCAUUGAUGUGAAUGCGGGCAAGCUGACUCUGCGAAUAGAGGAAGAAAGCGUGGAGUUUGAAAUGAAGAAGAGCGAACAAUGCUUGAGCAAUGAAGAAAAAUGCAUGAGGGUCGACUAUGUUGAGGGAAGCAGGCAUGAAAACAAGAGGGAAGUUAUGUACUUGUCCAUUCCUGAGAUAUUCCGAGAAAUCGAGCCAUCAAGCAAAGAGGGAACAAUGUGCGAGCCAUUAUGUCAUAAACCUGCGCAGUCAGUAGAGAAGCGGGCACCUGCGAAACUUCCGCCUCCUGCAAAGCCACGAAAGCGUAAACCCAAAAAAUGGGCAGGGUGGAAGUUGAGACUCAGUCACAAGACUAAUGACAUAGGACCAUUGCAGCCAGAAAACCUUAGUGAUGGUAAGUUUGUUAUGCUAAAUACUUCUCAAGGAUCUUGUGCAGGCAAGCUUAUAUCAAAAUGGAGUGGACCAUUCAAACUUCGGCGCAACAUUGGUCCAGAAGUGGUGGAAUUGGAGAGCGCGAAUGGAGAUAAUUUUAAGGUUCUUGGACAAUGGUGUAAACCGUGUCUUAGAACUUUUAUUGAUCAAGGACAUGAGCGAGUUGCUCUAGUUGAUCCUCCAUGA